AAACAUUCACUCAAUUGUACAUUAGCACGAGUGCUGCUGCCUUACUAACAACACCACACAACUAAAUAAAGAACCGCAAGUGUUUUUUUUUUUCUAUCUUGAUGUUGGUCACAGGCUGAAGAGAGAGUGGUGGGGAAAAAAAAGACAGAGGUUCUCUCAGGUGAUCCACUAUUCAUGAAAUAAUCUUGGCUUUACCCGCGUUGUGAGUUUCACCACUUCCCCACCCCCCCGAGUGGGACUCCAGGUGCUUAACCUCCCUCCUGCCAGUUCUGCAUGGUCAUGACCUGUCAUCACGCCCCUUCCACAGCCCACCUCAUCCUAUUGGUCCUGCUCAUUGUCACUCCACAGCUGGCUGGCGCCGCCCCUGUGCGGGGUGAGGAAGGGGAGGGAGGGGUGGAGGGGCACACCCGGACAGACCGUAAGGAGGACAGCGUUGCCCCCUUUCUCUCGCCCCUGCCCCAGAGCCCCUCCGGCCCCGACGACGCGUCCCUAGACCGGGGCCGGGGUCAAGAUAAGCGGUCAGAUAAAGCGACAGAUCCAGCGGUGCAGGUGCUCGCCGUCCUCCUGGAGGCCCUGGACCACCCGGGAGAGGGUGGUGAGAUCCAGGCGAGCAAGGACAGAGACUGGGGAGAGGAUCAGACUCAGGAGCUGCCCUCCGUCAGAGGGUUGGGGGGUGGUGAGAUAAGGAGAACGGGGCAGACAGAGGGAGAGAGGGGGGUGGAGGAGGAGAGGGAAGGGCGAAGGGCUGAUAAGGCUAUUGAACAGCUAAUUGUGGGCCAUUUGACAGCUGCUCAGGGUGAUGACUUAAAGGAAAGGGAGGAGGAGAAUAAAAACACAAGGUCAGAGGAAGAUCCAGGGUGGUCUGUGGAGGAUGUGGGACCUGAUAGUGUAAGUGAGGAGGGAGGAAAAGAAGAAGAGGAGGGGCAGGAGGAGGACGGAAAGGAUUUAGAAAGUUUCUUAGACGACGCCAGACUACGUUCCACGUCACAGGGAGAUGAUCCCUCUCUGCAGCGCAAAAUAAGAGGCUACUUCCAAAACAUUGACUUGGGUCUCCAAGAUAAUGAGAUCCUGCCUCCACUGAAGGGCUACAAGGCGUACAACACUCAGCUAGCGCGAGCCGGGAAGAAGCUGCACUGGCAGGACAACCAGUCCCGCAAUCGACCCAUCAAAGGGGGCAACUUCAUGGAUGACUUUGAGGAUGAAGGAGAGGAGCUGGAGGAGGAGGUUGAGGAGGAGGAGGAGAGUCUCUCCCACAUGGAAGAGGAGGCGAGAGCGCGUGCAGAGAAGCAAGAGGUGCUCCGGCAGCAGGAGGAGGCGGAGCGAGCCAGGGAGGAGGAGCAGAGGCUGGCAGACAUCGCCUCCGACAUGCUGCUGCAGUACAUGGGGAGGAAGCAGCAAUCCUACAUGAAGCCCCGGCAGAAAAGCAGCAUGGGUGCAGCUGGAAACACCGCCGAGGACAAGCGCUCUGAGGAGGUGCUCCCUGAUGAAGACGACCUGGACCAGCAGAUGAUCGACAGGCUCAUCGAGAUCAGCAGCAAGCUUCACCUGCCUGCCGACGAUGUGAUUGAGAUUAUUAGCGAUGUGGAGGAGAAGAAGAAGAAAAGGAAAGAGCUGCAACAGCAGCCAACCAACAGUAACCCUGUUGCCCCGCGCUUCAGGCCUCUGGUACCUCCUCCUCUGGCUGCUCCGCCUAUCUACCACUACACAGCCUCAAAAAACCCCAAGAAAGCCCCUUAUAAGUACAACAAGUCCAACAAGAAAUGGCACAAGGACAAAGUCAAGUCAUACAAGCAGGACUAUUGGUAUAAGCCUCAGAAGCAGCUUGACUACUGGUACAAACCCCAGAAACAGUUUUUAGCCUUCCCUUCCUACCCAUACUACCAGAAGCCAUACCGAGCAUACUACCCUGUUUAUUUCCCAUAUCCCAAACCACAAUAUUAUGGCAAGCCCUCCCCCUCCAGAGACCAGCCAUUCGGCCCCCAGGAACUUGACCUCCAGGCCCCAAGGCGCAGGCACAGGGCCGGGGGUAAGAACCGUGGACAGGGCUGGAGGCAGCAGUCGGCGCCGCGCCUGCCUCUCACCCCUUAUAUCUCUAACUAUAUCCUUCCUCACCCACGGACCUACCAACCCCUACCUCCCCCAAAACCAAUAACCACACCCAGGAGAGGCAGGCGACCCACGUACUACUACCCACAAAUCACACCGGGAGAUGACUAUGAGGAAGAUGGGCUGGUGCCCCAGCUGGACAGUGAGGAGGAACUGGAAAACUUUAUUGAGAGGAUCUACAUGAAGCGCAGAAUGUAUUGAGAGACUUUUUGGGACAUUUGUCAGAUCAGAGGGACUGCAAGAGGUGGGAUAGAUAUACAGUAGCUGGAGAAAAGCUAAAAGAGAGGUGAAAAAAAAGACUCAGAGGAGAUAUGUGUUUUGAGCCUGAUGGGAAUUUAAGGGUCAAGAAGUAAAAAGUUAGAUUUAUGUUGUUUAAAUCACUGUAUUUUUUUGUUGAUUUUCUCGGUCAGGGAGUGGAUGGAGGGGUCCCAGUUUAAGCUCCCUGUAACCAUGUUCAGCCUCUUGCUCAGUUUACAUUUUGAAACAGAACAUACCAUGGUGUAUGUCUGCCUCCAUUCAGGUCGAUCUCUGAUGCUCUUGUAUUAUUCAGAGAUUUAUAGAGGACACACACACAUACACACAUACACACAAACACACACACACACAAACACAGGCACGCACAUACAUCAACAUGCCCACAUACAGUAUAAUCACAUUUUUGACACGUUCACAAGCAGAUGUGCCCAUUGUAAGAGAACCAUGUUUACAACAUCACUUUGUAUCUUUUGUUUUAUAUUCUGUAUGUCAUAUUACAAAACUAAAGUAGUUCGAUUACUUCUUAUCUACACAAGUCUAAAAAAAAGAAAAACUGAACACUGCUAUUGUCAAAUCUUGACAGUAUAUUUUUUGUUGUAUUUGACGUGUGUGUUUGCCUUUCUUAUUCCCGAUUGGAUCAACUUUAAACAGCUGCAAUUUGUGAAGGUGCCAAAUACACACAUUUCAGUUUUUUCAAACUCAAGAUUCAGAUUUUUGCCUUACAAGCACCAUGGUUCUAUAAGGGAAAUAUCAUAAUGCAUAAUAUUAUCAUCACAGUCGGUCCCAAUGUAGAAACCCUGUGGACUCCAAAAGCACAAACUUAAACACUAAACACUUCCAACCUGGUGGACUAAGGGUUUUCAGUCAUUUUGGGAUCCAGAAGUUAUUGUGUCAACACAUUUAUGGCAGAUCCACCAUCACCACCGCCACCACACAGUACUCCUUGACCUUAGAGGAGUUAUUCUAUAUAUAUAUAUAUAUAUAUAUAUAUAUAUAUAUAUACUUUUUCAUUUUUUCUCAUUGUUCAUGUCCAGUUCCCAUCUUACUUGCACACUUUUUUGAGUCUUCACACAUUGUUACUUUGCCUUUUUUUUCUUGUAUCAUAUCCAUGAUCUCAUUAUUUUCCCUUUCUUUCCAAAAAAGGGGGGGAAAAAAGAAGAAAAAAAAAAUACUUGAAAUCACACUAUCUGUUCUGCAGCCUUUUAAACAGAUCUCCACCAAGAGGCUACAAACAUUCUGUUCAUUUUCAGAAGAAAAUUCAUUGAAAAGUUUCAGGCCGGGGAGUCAGGGAUUGUGCUUAAACCGUUAAAUGCACGUCUUUCUACUUGCAUCUUAAAAAAUGAACAAAAAAAAAAGAACAAAAAAAGAGAAAAAAUAAAACAGUAUGGAGAAUUCAAGAUGGUUGUUUUCUCUGAAUAAACUGUGAACAUAAAAAAAAGAAAUCUCAAAGGAAGAGGGCCACUGUGUCCACAGUGAAGCCAUCUGUCUUGUAAAAGGAGAGUGUUGUUGUUGAUGUCACCUUUAGCAUUGUAAGAUGUACAGUGUGAAAUAAAUAUGCCCGUGCAAUGUGUAAAUAACAGCAUGAUGAUUACUAGUUUUGCUAUAUGAUAAAAAAUAAAAGCAAUUAUUUUAUUAAA
Lates calcarifer (barramundi perch) is the source of this 3998-nucleotide messenger RNA. RefSeq lists its product as uncharacterized. Lineage: Eukaryota; Metazoa; Chordata; Actinopteri; Centropomidae. Gene Ontology annotation, molecular function: neuropeptide hormone activity. The record is from RefSeq and is a predicted model, not a curated record. Bases 274 to 2307 code for a protein of 677 amino acids. The transcript is spliced from 2 exons.